AUGGGUGGCGGGGAACAUUAUCCAGCACCCCGUCACGUUGCCUUUCCAACCUCCCAACCUCCAUCGGAAGAAGUGGACGGGCAGAUACCACGUCAUCAUCAGCCAUGGCUCACCCAGCAGCCAGAGUCCUCUAUCCUUCCCAGUGAGCUCGCAUGGACUGACAUGGGAAUACCUGUGCAGCCCUCCUUGCAACAGGCAUUGAACAAUUGCAGCCCGCCACUGUCACAUCUCGCGGGAGAGGAACAGCACCUCAGAGAUGACCCCAACGCAGGUCACGCAAUCCAGAGAAACCCCUUGGUGUUGCGUCCACGGCAAAAUUCAGAUCAAUCUUCCCGCGAUAUUCCUGAUAUCAAGGAAGAACUACUUACAGCCCCUCAUGACAACCAGGGAACCUUAGAGCGGUGCACCUGCGAUACACAGCCUGUCAACUCUGAGAAAGAGGAUAAAAAGCCCAGGAAACCCAGAAAGCGGCUCGAGGAAAGUGAGCGGCAGCAGACAAGCCGGACGCGAGAGUGUACACCCAACGACAACGACCCAGCAGGGCCCUGUGAGGGAUGUUUAAGGGUUGCACUGAACCAGUCCAAGAAAGUCAGAUAUCACAUCGGCUGCCACCGCUACAAGCUCCAGGAGGUUGUGCUCUUUCGGACCUCGGGGUCGAAAGUCACGGACCGCUGGCAUGGCGCCCAGGUCCGGAACGUGGUGACCCAAGGCCGGGUUCGUUCCGUCCAGAUGUGCCAAGAAGGCAUAGAUGCCCCCUUUAUAUUCGAAGUUCGCAAGUUGCCAAAGGCAAGCCGAGAUAGCUACAACGAUCAGGAUAAACGUGUGUGGUUUACAGGGAUCGGGCUUGACAGAGAGGAAAUCGCCGGCUUCGGGCUUGCCAACGUGCACGAGACUAUACUACGCUACAAGGCCUAUAUCCACAUCAGCGUUCUCGGCAAUGAGAACUGUCAGCCAGCCAUCCAGCCAGCCAUCCAGAAGGUUGCGAACGAGUUUCGUGAGUUGAAUUAUGACGUUGCAGUCGUUGGGGAAGUCUUUCAGAAGGCUUGGUAUUACUUCUGCAGCCUUCCGGAUGACGACCAAGGCCAUGACUUCUAUCCGCCCAUGGGAAAGAAAUUGCCAAUAAUAUCUGAGAAGCAGUUCCUCUUCGGUUUCUUUGAGCUAUGGUUUGCUUUGAGGCAUUCAAUGGGGUGGUCCUGGAUAAAAGAAAAGCUCCCAGGCACAGAGGUAAUCGAACGUUUCCCGCCGCUCAAAGGCGAAUUCGCUACUCCAAGAGUAGUCGUGGGCCAGAUAGACUGCAUCCGCAUUUCUUGCGUCCUAAAGCCGCUUACAAAAUCGCUCCUCAAAGUGCUCAUGAAAUGGAUCGCUGAACGGAAUUACGACUGCUGGAUGAGUAUCUUUUUCGCAACUUUUAUCCUGCUUAGCGAGCUGGCUAAAGCAACAGAGGAUGCGUAUCAUCAUGGCUGGUAUGACAAGGACAUCAAGGGCGAGGGUCCGAAGCAUGUUCACAUCAUCAGAGAUAUCCAUGAGAGCGCUAAUAUCAUCCUUGCGCACUGGCACUAUUACAACUACAGCACGAACCCGCUGGAGUUCUCCUUGAACGACCAGGGCGCAAGGAACAAAACACCUCUGAGAGCACUGACGGCUGAUCAACUCGCUGCUGUCCAAAAACUAUGGGAAGAGAUACAUCAAUGGAGACAGAGACAAAACGAGAACGAGCUCUACGACAACAAGAACGAACAAUGGUGGAGGAAAUGGUGUCAUCCUCUUUAUUUUGCUGAGUCAAUGUUCGACUCGAGCUGGAAGCCACGAGAAGUAUUCUCUGGAUGA
This is a messenger RNA of Diaporthe amygdali, 1827 nucleotides long. RefSeq lists its product as uncharacterized. The transcript has 6 exons. The coding region runs from base 1 to 1827 and encodes 608 amino acids. NCBI's taxonomy places the organism in Eukaryota, Fungi, Ascomycota, Sordariomycetes, Diaporthales, Diaporthaceae. The record is from RefSeq and is a predicted model, not a curated record.